This is a messenger RNA of Antrostomus carolinensis (chuck-will's-widow), 594 nucleotides long. RefSeq names its product methanethiol oxidase-like. Gene Ontology annotation, molecular function: selenium binding. The transcript has 5 exons. The annotation marks the transcript as partial. The record is from RefSeq and is a predicted model, not a curated record. Lineage: Eukaryota; Metazoa; Chordata; Aves; Caprimulgiformes; Caprimulgidae.
ACAGAUGCAAAGUUCAGUGCUACGACUGCCCCGUCUGCCCAGACCCUGUGAAAGCUCCUAGAGAGGAGGUUGCCUACGUGACGUGUACCUACAGGAACACAUGCAUCGACCAACCUGACUUCCUGGCCACCAUUGAUCUCAACCCUAAAUCUCCCUGUUAUGGCCAGGUGAUCCACCGCCUGCCCAUGCCCAACCUCAAAGACGAGCUGCAUGCCUCAGGGUGGAGCACUAUCUGCACCUGCCAUGACAAUUUCACAGCGAAAAGGAACAAGCUGAUCCUUCCCUGUUUGAUUUCUUCCCGCAUUUACGUGGUGGAUGUGGGUACACAGUGCCGGGCUCCCAGGCUGUGUAAGACGAUUGAGCCAGGUGAUGUGUUCUGGACGUGCAACAAGGGAUACCACAAGGUGCCCCGCAGCCUGCCUAACGGUGAUGUUCUGAUUGCCAACAUGGGAGAUCCCGCUGGCAACGGGAAAGGUGGGUUUAUUGUGCUGGAUUGUGAGACCUUUGAGCUGAAGGGGAACUGGGAAAACGAGUGUGAGGCCCCCCCCACUGGAUACGACUUCUGGUACCAGCCACGCCACAAUGUUCUCGUCA